This is a messenger RNA of Zophobas morio, 3574 nucleotides long. It is a transcript of the gene phtf, whose product is annotated as protein phtf. NCBI's taxonomy places the organism in Eukaryota, Metazoa, Arthropoda, Insecta, Coleoptera, Tenebrionidae. The transcript has 11 exons. Gene Ontology annotation, cellular component: endoplasmic reticulum. The coding region runs from base 371 to 2614 and encodes 747 amino acids. The record is from RefSeq and is a predicted model, not a curated record.
GCGAUUUUUUUUAUUGUGUGGGGUCACUACCAUAUGACGCACGAAUCGUUAUGUAACACUUCCGAUUCGAUCUAGAGCAAGUUCGGGCAAAUAGGACUGUGCGCAUGCGUACUACUUCCGCCUAUCCCCUCCGCCGUCCAGCAGGAAAUGUUUGGUCGGGAAGUGUCAAAUAUGUCAAAAACAAGUCAGGUGUAAUUUGUGUUUGUUUAGUGUCACAUUCAAAUCCUCGAUAUGUGAACAUUCAUCAAUGAAUUAAAGUCCGAAAAGCGUCUAAAAAUUCGCAGUUCAUUACGAGAAGCAUUCACAUUGAAGACUAUUUUAGCAAGUUUUUUGUGAAAAAGUUCACUUUCCACGAGCAGCGUGACAUUAAAUGGGGGUUAAGGAUCUAUUUACAUGGUACCAGAAGAAAAUUGGCACAUAUGAUAAACAAAAAUGGGAGACUACCAUAGAACAGAAGAUCCUUUAUGGACUGACCCACGUUCAGAUGAAGAGCACCAAGCCAAAUACAGACUUUAUUGACCUUGAUUUGGUUCGAGGGUCCUCUUUUUCAAAAGUCAAACCUAAGCAGGGUUUCAUGACAGUGGCAAAACUAGCGACUUUGCGUUGUUUAUUCCUUCCAAUUUACUCAAAAUGGUGGAUGCAACAAACCUCUGUCUCCAUUUUUACCUUAAUGCUACUACUUUAUGUAUCUCUAUUAACAAAUAUAGCGGUAUAUUACAAAAACUCGUGGAAAAAUCAGAUGGUGGAUAAAUCUCGAGAGAAUGUCAUGUGCAUGGAAUUAAUAGUCCCGUUUUUGAUGACGUGGGUUCUGAGUUUAGUGCAUUCUCAAAUCGCCGCCACUAUGCCAGCACCGGACUCCCAGAAAUCAAAACUAACAAAAUCGAGAAAUUUCCGGCGCAGACUAAGCACCGUGCGAAAAAUCCCAACGGAUGGAUCUUCAGCGGAGUCUCUGUUGAACUUGAGAUUACACAAAAAGACAAAACGAAUACACUUCAAUCUGAAUACGAACAGCGGCUCGGACUUGAGCUCCAAAAAAGUGGAAGAUUUUAAAGUUCUCAGGAAGCGAAGGAGCAGCGACGGAGUGCCGGCGGACGACGAUGGUUUUGAAAGUCUGAACGGUAACGGAUCUAGAACGAGCGAAGAAGAAAUAGUCCCUUCUUCCAAUUGUAAGAAUGCUCUUUUGACUUCGCACAAACGGUGCGACGAUUGGGUGAAAAAGCAGUCAUUAGCUAAUAGGUCGAAUAGUGAGUCCAGACACAGCACUGAGCUUGAAAGCGAUGCCGAAACGGAAUCGGCCGAUACGAACGUGACGAAACGCGCAAAGUACAGAAUUCCUACUAUAAAUAUAACUUCUAUGGAUAGCACGUGCGAUACAGACGACGAGUAUGGGUAUGAAAAAGCGUCAACUAUCAAGUCUACAAGCAAACUCAGUUCGUCGGCGAACGAGUGGAUGAAUGUUACUACCAACAGUGAGGAUUGUAGUUACAGUUCUGAUUUGGAUGAGGUGUCUGAUGGGCACAUUGAAACCAACCACGACGAUUAUGACCAUGAUCUAAACUCAACCACGGUCUUUAAUUCGCCUUCCAUCAAAGUGAGUUGUAUGAUUUGGAAGAGGAAUGAAAUCAAAAAAGCUGAUCUUUCUAUGCUGGACAUUAGCUCUGCUAUAAUAGGGAAAGUGGAGGCUACUUCUCAAAGCAUGGAUUAUUUUUAUGUUGGGAUUAUUAUUUCCACAAUACACGCUCUCAUUCCCGUUUUGUUCAGACUAUGUAACUUUACGCUUGAAUCCAAUUCCUUCGUUGAUGGACAAUAUUCUAUAUUCGAAUUAUGUGAAACCAUAAUUGAAAAACUACCCAGUUCCAUGACUACUUUGAUGGAGGCGGCAUUUGGAGCCACACUAUGGGAGCGCUCCAUCAUAAUAACGGCCUGUCUGCAGCGCUGGUUCUUGGCAAGUUUAUUCUUCUUCCUCCUCGCCGUGGCCGAAAACACCUUCAAACAAAGAUUCCUCUACGCCAAAUUAUUUUCGCAUUUAACUUCGUUCAGACGAGCCCAACAAUCCGAGUUGCCCCAUUUCCGCUUAAACAAAGUCAGAAACAUAAAAACUUGGCUGUCGGUGCGCUCGUAUUUGAAGCAGAGGGGACCUCAGCGGUCCGUCGACGUCAUUGUCUCGACGGCAUUCAUCAUAACUUUGCUUUUGCUUUCGUUCCUGUGCGUGGAGUUGCUGAAGGAAACCGGGGCGCUUAAUUCUCAGUAUCACGUGGAAGCUUUGAUCUGGUGUCUGGGGGUGGGGAUUCUCCUGCUGCGAUUUAUGACGUUGGGGAAUAAGAUCAACAAGAAGUACAGGAACUUGUCGGUGUUGAUUACGGAGCAGAUUAAUUUGCACCUGCAAAUCGAGCAGAAACCCCAGAAGAAAGAGGAGUUAGCGCUGGCUAACAAUGUUCUGAAGUUGGCGAUUGAUCUUAUUAAGGAGCUGCAGAGUCCGUUUAAGAUUUCGGGGUUGUCGGCUAAUUCCAUCUUGUACAACACGACCAAACUGAUAAUACUGUCGGCGCUCUCGGGAAUUCUGUCCGAGCUCCUAGGGUUCAAACUAAAGUUGCAUAAAAUCAAAAUUAAGUAAGAGCUUUAUCUACUCUAGUGAUUGAUUGUUGUGACUUCAAAUGUUUAUCAUUUAUAUUUUAUCCAAUCUCAGUGAAAUCAGAAUACGUAGGUAUUACCCACAAUUACAGAAUAAUACCUGACCAAGUUUUGUUAUGUCUGCGACGGUUUUCGUGUUGUAGACAAUUUAUUUACGUUAUGUUAACGCAAUAUUCGAGUCUACCUGAUAACUCUUCUCUGAAAUUAAAAUAAGUAAUUUUAUUUAUACAAUUUCCUAUUACGUAGAAUCUCGUACCGCUUGUGGUGUUUUUACUUUUUUUUUAGUAUUUUUAUUUUACGGUGUGAAGUAAGCGCUUUUACUUAUUUUUGUGAUUGUUCGCCAGCUAAAAGCAUUUUUUAGUUGUACAUACGAGAGUUAUCUUCUGUGAUAAUCUUACAUUAAGAUUUUUUGUUACUGCGCAGCUAUUUUCGUUUUUACUUCAUGUUUUAGUUCUAAGUGGUGUAAAAAGUGUGUAGAGGUAGACAGGACAACAUCAAAAUAAUAUUUUUGAAAUAGCAUGAUUGUCAUUCUCAUAGAGCUUCAAAUUCUAAAAUGUUUACAAUGUUCUAUAUUUAACGAUGUACGAAAUUGUUUUAAAUUAAAAUUUUAAAGAGCGUCAAACCUUGAUAUAACGGCCAAUGUUUACGUUUUUAUUUUAUACGUUAGAACAGUAUAGACAUGACGCACAGUACUUAUGCCUUAAUAAAAAAACACUUAAAUUAUUUACUACACCUAAAACGAAAAUUAUCACUAGUUUUACCUUAUCUGUAAAUAUUUUUACAUAUUUUAUAUCAAGGUUGUAAAAGGUUUUUACUGGAUGGUAUAAACGAGCUCAACAAACAACAGGGUUUUGUUUUCUCUUACUGUAUACAACCUAGUUGUUGUAAUUAGAAAACCGUUGAUUGUAAAAAACUAUAAACGUUAAUAAAGCUGAAGAUCAAA